UUGCCCUUGCAAUCCAUCCAGCAGAGAAACAUCUUUGAGAGUUUCCUUGAUCAGUAGAGUCUUUCACCUCCUUUGCUUUUGUGUAGGAAAGAUGGCUUACUCCAAGACUUUCCUUCUCGUUGGCCUUCUCUUUGCUGUUGUUCUCAUCCUGUCCUCUGAGGUUUCAGGUCGGGAGCUAGCUGAAACAGCCGAAACUCUGGUCAGCGUGGAAGAGGAGAAGCACGAUGGGUAUGGACACGGACACGGACACGGGCACGGGCACGGGCACGGAAAAGGACAUGGGCACGGAAAAGGACAUGGGCAUGGGAAACCUGGUCAUGGUGGCGCCGGUGAGGAUGUGGAAGACGAGACUGAGGGGGCUCAGAAUUAGAGUAAUCAAUCCUUAAUUAUGUGGGCCACGCAUGAUUAGGGUGCGUUUUAUGUAAGAUUAUGAAAGCGUAUAUGUCAAUAAGGCAUGUGGGCUAAGGGGUACUCCCUUAGACCAGCAUUGCUGCAGUUGUUAAAUAUGUAGGUCGGGGCUUGUAUCUUUUAUUUCUCUAUGUUUUUUAUGUGCUAAAUAAAGUAUGAUGAAUGUUGUCUGGGGGUCCUACCCUUUUUACGUUGCAUUAUUUACUUGGAAUUGCCCGGAAUUUGGAUUUGAAAGGGAAUUUUUUUUUUU
Molecule: messenger RNA, 658 nt
Organism: Vitis riparia (riverbank grape)
Lineage: Eukaryota; Viridiplantae; Streptophyta; Magnoliopsida; Vitales; Vitaceae
Product: metal tolerance protein 1-like
Exons: 2
Coding region: 92-370 (92 amino acids)
Source: RefSeq, a predicted model, not a curated record